GGUUGAUGGGUGAGAGUCGUGAAUUUAUGUGCUGUUGUUGCUUGUGUUGUUUUGGUUUGUGGCUGCUGCUGUCCUUCGUCCAUUCACCCCCAGCGAGCAAGCGACGAGCAUGAUGCGAACAGGCGUGCGGCUUGCGCUUGCGAGGUGUCCCAGUGUCUCAAGACGUGCUGCAACUGCAGCGAACCGGCUGGUCACUGAUCCACAGGUGCUCCAGGACAAAGUGGACGCAUGGAAGGGGCCCUACACGCCUGGCCCACUGACGGAGGCGGAGUUUGAACAGUUCUUCACAGACGGGUUUGUCCUGAAACGUGAUAUUCUCACACCCGAUCUCCUCCACGCUGCGCAAGGCGAAGUGGAAAAGGAAGUGGACGAGGUUGCUCGCGCCCUAUUUGCAGCGGGAAAGAUCACGGAUUUGUGUGAGAAGGAGGGCUUCUUUUCCCGCUUGACUGCGUUGGAGAAGCAGUUUCCACACGUCUCUGUUCUUCUUCAUAAGCGAGGCGUUCUUCGCCCAGGCGUGCGGCAGCUGUGGUCUGCACCGGUGCUGCUCGACAUUGCACAGCAAAUCAUCGGCCCCGACAUUGCGGCACAUCCCGUGUGGAACCUGCGUUGCAAGACCCCACAGCAAGAGCAAGCCACCGUGCCAUGGCACCAAGACAUUGCGUACCUGGACGAAGAGUGCUGGUCAACGCUGCAGUUGACGGCGUGGGUUCCGCUGUUGGAUGCAAACGAGGAGAAUGGCUGCAUGCAAGUUGUUCGUGGUGGCCACAGGACCGGAAGAGCAGCGCACCACACAUGCUGUGCGGGGGGCACCUGGUAUGUGGACUUGCCGGAGGAGCAGAUAGAGGAUGUGCUGGAGUGCAACAUGGCGACGGAUGUCGUCACUUGUCCAGUGCCAAAGGGCUCCGUGCUGCUCCUCAACAACCUCAUCCCACACCGCUCCCUCAACAACAUGUCCCCAAACAUUCGCUGGAGCUUUGAUCUGCGGUGGCAGAGCCCCCAUGAGCCAACGGGCUUUUCCGGGAUCAAGGAAACCUUACCGAUGCGCAUGGGCGGCAACAAGGACUUCAACAUCAACUGGGACAAGUGGGCACGGGAGGAUCGCCACACGGGCAUGACUGAGGCUGCACAACGCAGAUCAGCGGCAGCAGGCGCGGACGGGACCAGAGAGAACACCACGAGCAGUGAUGACGAGAAGGAGUUUGACACAACCAUUGUUGGGCCGUGGAUGCACCGCUGGCCAAUCACACACCACAACCGACACACGCGCGCCCUGAUGCGCAGCUCAAACAACACGUGAACAACACAUGUGAGACAUGAUGUGAGACAUGUUUUGAACACAUCUUCAGUGUCCGUGUGCGUGUCAACCAACGAACAACCACCUGCUGCUCAUAAACGAACGAACGCCCA
Molecule: messenger RNA, 1407 nt
Organism: Salpingoeca rosetta
Lineage: Eukaryota; Choanoflagellata; Craspedida; Salpingoecidae
Exons: 11
Coding region: 110-1297 (395 amino acids)
Source: RefSeq, a predicted model, not a curated record